Messenger RNA from Maylandia zebra (zebra mbuna), 1294 nucleotides. The record is from RefSeq and is a predicted model, not a curated record. Lineage: Eukaryota; Metazoa; Chordata; Actinopteri; Cichliformes; Cichlidae.
CCGAUUUUCCAUGUGCUUCUGCUGGUUACACCGUGGUGGAUGCCUGCCGUGCUGCUUGGAGUAUUUUACACAAACGUAAAAUGCUGGUCCAGGUUCGAUACUGCCAACAGCAGAAGUAUGUGAAGUUGGAAGAGGUUGAUGGGCGUUUUGAGUUUAUGCAGUUUCAUGAAAAAGAAUUUUCUGAUUACUCCUUGUCUUCUGCAUCUGAUUGUUCUGACUCAAGCUUCAGCUCAAAUGCAAGUACAUCAACUAUACUUCUAGAUGAGGGUCCCAGGAAGAAAACAAGAGUUGAGGGUACUGUUGAUGCAGCAUCUGCUAAAAAGUUAAUUGAAGGUGUACUUGGAACCAAUUCAGGUGGUGAAGAGGUUCUCCAGGAAUAUCACACAACACAAACUCUAACAGAUGCUACCAGAAGAAAAAUGGUCAAUAUAAUAGUGGCUCACAUGAUUGAUUGCCAUGGGCACCUCCCCACCAAAGCUGUUAGAGAACAGUACGCGCUAGGGGUAGUGACAUUGUUCCCAUCCCUGAAAGACCCAUACUCCAAGAAAGGCUAUGAACACUUCUAUGAUGCUGCAAGCAGCACUGGAUACAUUUCUUGGCGUUUGAAAACGAUACAGAGAAAGACUAGAAGAGGAUCUGCACCACCAAGUAGCUCCACUGGCUUUACUCAAGGAGGGGGCCCAAAUUACCAAAGGCCCAUUAAUGUCGACAUGCAGCUUGAUGGAGAUGCUUGCCAGGAGGCCAUCUCUUUGCUGAAACAUACAUCCGACACUUCCUUGAUUUUCCAGAAGAUGAGAGAGACCUUUCAGCAUCGUCAGAAGGUCAUCAGUGAUCCUGACAAAAGUCUUGAUAUCCUGUCUAUCUUCCCAAGAUUCUUGGAUACAAGAGGAUUGGUGAAUCAAGACUUCACUCUCCUGUUUGAUGAUGAGAUAUCUACCAGGCUGCUUCAGAAAUGGGAUCCAAUCUUUAGGUAUCAAAUCAUCAAAGAGGCCAAGCAGCUCACCUCAACAGUAGAGUUGCGUCAAUUGGUGCAGUCAGCAGAGAGUCCACCAGGAAGUGAUCUUGAUGAGGCAGCAACCUUUGACCAAGACAUGGCCUCCCUGUUGUUACUGUUACAUCUACUUCCGCCACCCCAGGAGGACCAAAGUAUCAAAAAAUCAGCGCCUCUGAUGCUGUUGAGAGACUUGUAGUCUUUCAUAAGUCUUGCUGCAGUUUGGAAGAGCAUCUCCAGAAUCAGCAGAGUCAGCAGCCAUACCUCCUGGCUGUUGGGCGCCAGAAGAGGAAGGUCGACAGC